Mollisia scopiformis is the source of this 1546-nucleotide messenger RNA. RefSeq names its product MFS transporter, MCP family, solute carrier family 16, member 10, variant. Gene Ontology annotation, cellular component: fungal-type vacuole membrane. The coding region runs from base 1 to 1383 and encodes 460 amino acids. Gene Ontology annotation, molecular function: transmembrane transporter activity. The record is from RefSeq and is a predicted model, not a curated record. NCBI's taxonomy places the organism in Eukaryota, Fungi, Ascomycota, Leotiomycetes, Helotiales, Mollisiaceae. Gene Ontology annotation, biological process: transmembrane transport. The transcript is spliced from 3 exons.
AUGAGCUCCACAAUCACCACUCCCUCGGUAGAGCUUCAACAAUGGCCUCGGCAACAACCCCACCAGCUUGAUCAAUUCUACGUUGACCCCGAACCCUCUCACUUGAGCCAAAAUGAAGCUUCACAACAUAACAGAGACGUCCAGCAAUACCUAGAGCCAGUGGAUCGUGGAGCAGCAGCCUGGAGGCUUCUUGCUGCAGCAUUCGUCUUCGAAGCUCUUUUCUGGGGCUUUCCUCUCUCAUUUGGAGUUUUCCAGAAUUACUACUCCAGCCUUCCGCAAUUUGCAAACGAUCCGUACAUUCCUAUUGUAGGUACCGUGGCAUCUGGGAUCUCGUACCUUGGAGCACCGCUUGUUAUUCCUUUGAUAAAACGGUACUCUAGAUACCAAAGACAAAUGAUCUUUGCUGGCUGGCCUCUUUGCCUAGGAGGACUUGCAGCAGGGUCCUUCUCCACAACUCUCGGUGCCCUCAUCUUCACACAAGGCGUUAUGUACGGUGUGGGAUUCUUGAUCUUCUACUACCCUAUCUUGAGCUUCGUGAACGAAUUCUGGAUCGAGCGAAGAGGAAUGGCGUAUGGGAUUCUAUGUGCAUCUUCAGGAAUAUCUGGUAUCAUGAUGCCAUUCGCGGUCGAAGCCAUGCUACACAGAUACGGAUACCCCACCACACUUCGGGCCAUUGCUAUCGGCUUGGCAGUGCUAACAGGCCCCUUGUUACCGCUUCUGAAAGGCCGCUUACCACCUUCGGUACACAGCACUGCUGGACGAACCGAUUGGAGUUGUUUGAAGAAACCUUUGUUUUGGGUAUAUUGUGCAUCAAACUUGAUGCAAGGCCUCGGAUACUUCUUCCCAUCACUUUACCUCCCGUCAUACGCAGUCUCUAUCGGACUCAACUUAUCUCAGGGCGCGCUGUUGUUGGCUCUACUCAGUAUCUCGCAAGUCAUGGGUCAGAUCAGCUUUGGCUAUCUAUCCGAUCACAGAUUGAACUUGAACCUCCUCAUCAUGAUAUCAACGAUUGUAUCAGCAAUUGCAUCUCUGACGCUCUGGGGCCUGGCACGGUCGCUAGCCGUUCUCAUCGUUUUCUCCUUGGUGUAUGGAUUCUUCGGAGCAGGUUAUGUCGCGAUGUGGGCAAGGAUGGGAAGCGCAGUAAGCAAUGAACCAACUGCUGCACUUGCAACCUUUAGCUUGUUCUGUGCCGGCAAGGGAAUUGGGAAUGUGGUGGCAGGCCCGAUAAGUGCGGGUUUGAUUCUGCCAUUUACUGCAAAAGAGAGUUAUGGAGCGAUGAAAUACAAGGCGGUGGUCCUUUUCAUGGGGUCUUGUAUGAUUGGUAGCACGGUUAGUGUUGCAGCUUGGUAUGUGAGGCAGAAGAGAUGGUUGAGAGCCUCGUAGGAAAACUACACUUUGGAAUGUAAAAAUUGGAUUCAGCAGCCCAGUAAGCGAUUCAAAGAGAAGAGCAACGGAAGAGAGUCCAGUCAUAUCCAAGGCAAAGGGGGGUGGUUUCGCGGAUGCCGAAAUUAUUCGAGUCCACUUUAGUAAAAACUGUGCUCAAGAC